UGGUUUCGCUUUCUAUUCGUCAUAAAUAGUGGACUGUUAUACUGUGUAAUGUACACCAUGUCUUCCGGGACGGUCUGUUAGAAAUGGCGGGAGUCGUGGGAUAUACGUUUUACGCAGCGAAAUUUUAAACUGUACUGCAGAUCUUUCACGUAUAGGUGCGCGAAACUGGGCGGAUGGUAAACACGACAGGCUAUGGACCCGCUGGAUUUUUUAACUCAGGAAGAGCUGUUGCGGUUUUUCCACUGUAAGAAGACGGAGAUGUCGUGCAUUGAGCAACCUCAUACUUUUCUCAACCAGCUAAGAGACCACAAUCUCGUUCCAGAGGACCUGUAUAAGAAAGUGAUGAGGACAAGGAGUAAGCUGCAGAGAGAGAAGAGUUUUUACCGGGUACUGGACUGGCUGGAGACUGAGAGGCCCCAUUGCAUCAAGCUCUUCUGGAACUGUGUGUUCAAAGACCACAUACUGCUGCUGUACCCUGUCAUCCGUCAGCUGAAGAGCAACUUGCUGGAUGGAUCUUUCCGCUUUGCUGAAGACUUGCCUGAGAAGGAAGCAACAUCAGAGGAAUGCAGGGAGGAGGAGAAAAAGAAGACUGAAGUAAAGAAGUCUGAAGAAAAGAGGGGGAAGAAGAGGAGCGAGAGUACGGAGGAAGAGGAGGAAGAGGAGGAAGAGGCAGGUCCCUCUACCCAGUCCACACCUAGCAAGAGGAAAAAGCUGCAGAAACUAUCUUACAGUUCUCCGAUCAGUAAGGGUGUGAAGGAGGACAUCUGGACAUGGCCGUUGUACAAGAAAGUGCUCCCUGUCACCUGUGGCAACAAGGAAGGCAGCCUUUACCGAGACAAACUGGCCAAAGGAGAAGAGUGUAUCCUGGCAGAGGGGCGCUGGUUUACCCCAUCGGCCUUUGAGGAAUUUGGGGGAAAGAAGAGCAGCAAAAACUGGAAGAUGAGCAUUCGCUGCCAGGACACCCCCCUGCAGAAACUGAUCGAGGAGGAUCAUUUGAAAUGCCCGCGUUUCCUCUCACGACGGAGUUUGUCCAGUCAGAGCAAACAGGGCAGCCACUCAGGAUCUUCUUCAGACAGUGAGAGGCCUGAACUGAGCCGUGGGAAGAGAAGGACAACUUCAUCACAUCCCAGGCAGUCUGAGCACAACAUCUUUGAAUCAGACACUGAUUUUGAAGAAGAAGAAGAGGAGGAGGAGGAGGAGGAGGAGGAGGAGAAUGACCAAGAGGCAGUUGGUAAUGGAGAUGAGGAGUGCCAAGGUGAAGUGGAUAAGCCAGAAUUUCUGUCUGUCACCUGUGGAUCAGCUACUGGAACUUUACAGAAAGAUCGCUUUGCAUCAGGGACCUCUGGGAAGUGCAUACGGACGGCCAGCAAAUGGCUGACCCCCGUCGAGUUUGCCCGGGAGGACCCGGUGUUGGCCAACAGCUCCUGGAAGAAAAGCAUCCUGUGCCAAGGAAUCCCCAUCAGUGACCUCAUCGAGAGGCGAGUUUUGAUACCCCACUCGCUCCUGUGUGGGUGCAGACUCUGCAGCAAGAAGAAGAAGUACCUGAUGGAGCAGGAGAACGAUGAUUACUGCGCUGUCUGCGUUCGGCGGGGAAGCUUGCUGUGCUGUGACCGGUGCCCCCGGGCCUUCCACACAGGAUGCCACCUGCCCACUGUGGACAAGGGCACGCUGGGGGAGCAGUGGCUGUGUACAUACUGUGUGCUGACAGAGAGCCAGGGCUGGAGAUACACGCGUGACUGGUCUCUCACACAGGCUCUGGAAAGCUGCAUCUCAGAAUUCAUUCUGGAAUGCCAGUAUCUCCUGCUUCAGCUCUACAAUGCUGACAAGGAUCAUAUCUUCUUCUCUGACCCAUGUGACACAGUGCCUCGCUACAAGGAAUUCAUUAAGAACCCUAUGUGGCUGGACAAGGUUGCAGAGAAGCUGCAGGACAGGCAGUACUCCUCUGUAGGCCAGUUUGUCUCUGACAUCCAUCUCAUCUUUAAAAACUGCGCCACAUUCAACAGGGACAAUGAAUUUGGACAAACGGGUGCAAGACUCAGGCAAUUAUUUGAUGAGGAAUUUCAACAUGUCUUCAGUGUGAAGAACUGACUUAAAUGUUUGCAUUGUGAGCUGUCCUCUCAAUGUCUAAGCAAGUGUGUAUAACAGCCGAAAACUGUCCUGUUUUUUCGGUGUUAUAUGUCCCAUAACUUUGAGUACACAUAACAGGGUGUCAGACGCAUACAUGUAGAUUUCAUAUGAAAUAUUAAUCAUUCAUAAGUAGUACAACUUCAGGCCUCAUAAACCCACUUUUAGCAAGUCAUAGCCUGGAGUUUUUUUGUUUUGUUUGUUUUUAAAACGUAUUUUUAUAUUUGGGAGUUAUGUAUUAUGUGAUCACAAAAUACCUUCAAAAAAAUGUGUAUUUCAUUUUUUAAAAUAAAAAUAUACAUUAAAAAUUA
Molecule: messenger RNA, 2435 nt
Organism: Anguilla anguilla (European eel)
Lineage: Eukaryota; Metazoa; Chordata; Actinopteri; Anguilliformes; Anguillidae
Product: nuclear body protein SP140-like protein
Exons: 17
Coding region: 193-2088 (631 amino acids)
Biological process (GO): regulation of transcription by RNA polymerase II
Cellular component (GO): nucleus
Molecular function (GO): protein binding; DNA-binding transcription factor activity, RNA polymerase II-specific; DNA binding
Source: RefSeq, a predicted model, not a curated record